AUGGGUCAAAAUUAUACGGAGAAUAUGAAACUCACGAGCGACGACAUUGUUGAUAUGUCUAAAAACCUUGAUAACCUAAUUACGGCUUUAGCUAAACAACAACUUGAGGAUGAAGAAAAGAGCAAGACCAAAGCUGUUGCAAAACGCCAACAAAGAGAAGAGGAACGAGUUGCUCGCACACAAGAAACAACUGAGAAUAAUAAGGUUCUCGCAGAUACCAUUACAACCAGUAUAACCACAGCUCUAACUAAUUUGUACACGACUCUGUCGACAAGUAUAUCCACUGCUUUGUCUUCUCACCUCAAUGGUAAUGGUAACAAUCGUGGUGAAACUCCUCCACCUCCGCCUGCCAGAGCUAGUGUUAUUAAUCUCAAGUUUCCUUACUUUGACGGAGAGGAUCCUGAUGGCUGGAUUUUUAACGCUGAUAAAUAUUUCUCGGUGCAUACAGCUGGUGAUGCUCUCAAGAUUACUAUUGCUGCUGCUAGUUUGAAAGGUGAUCAUAAUGUUUGGUAUCGUUGGAAACAAACCAAAGUUACGAUAGUUACAUGGGCGGAAUUUUGUUCGCAUGUUCGUGCUAGAUUUGUUCCUGACAAGUUUGUUGAUGCUCGGCUCGCCAUUAGCACAAUCAACCAAAACGGGUCAGUACGAGAACAUAUUCCUGAAAUUGAGAGAUUGUUAAAUUUCGUUGAUUUUCCAGAGGACUAUUUGAUUAGCUGCUUUAUUCGUUCAUUAAAACCACAUAUUGGUUGUAUGGUCAAAUUGCUUGCACCACAAUCCGUAUCCGAGGCUUUUACCAAAGCAAUUCACCAAGAAGAAGCAUAUGCAGCUACUAGGUUUAUACCUAGACAACCAUAUCGUCCUCCUCAUAUCAGGACUGAUGCUAAUGUACAACUUACUCCUUACAAUAAAUCUACAUUACCUCCAGGAGCAAGACUUUGUGUGAACCCUAGAUUAACAUUCUUGGAUAUCGAUGCGGAAGACACUGAUAUUCCUGCUGAGAAAUCUGAAGAAAUUAUUUCCUUUGAUCACGCUGAAGUUUCAGAAUCAGAACCAAAGAUUUCCUUUACUUCACUUAUGGGAUCUUCUUUUCCUAGAACAAUGCGUAUUAUGGGUUAUAUGAAGGGUCAGCCCCUCACAUUCUUGAUCGACUCAGGUUCUACUCAUAACUUUUUGCACCCCAACUUGGCUAGGCAAUGUGGUUACAUUCCACAAGUGAACGAUACUGCCUUAUGCGUUACAGCAGAAGAUGGUGGUCAGAUGCAGACUAAGGGCUCCUGUCAUAGCAUUCCAUUCACACUACAGGGCUAUUCUUUUUCAGCAGAUUUUCAUCUAUUGGAUAUCAGUGGAUGCGAUGCGGUUUUAGGUGUUCAUUGGCUACGCACAUUAGGUCCUAUUACAUGGGAUUUUUCUAAGCUUACUAUGCAUUUUCAAAACCAAGAUAAAGAGGUAUUCUUGCAGGGCACUAAUUCUGCUUCGAUUAGGUUAUUAGAUGCUACACCUAUGCAACAGUUAUUGAGCAAAGAAAGUUAUGCAAUUUUUCUCCAGAUUACUUCAGUUAUUUCUUCCACUCCAAGUGUACGUCAUUCACCUGAAAUUCAACAGUUGUUACAUGAGUUUUCUGAUAUAUUCGAGACAACAACUUCUCUUCCUCCAGAAAGGAUACACGAUCAUCGUAUUCCACUAGUUUCUGGUUCUACUCGGUCAAUGUGA
Molecule: messenger RNA, 1710 nt
Organism: Papaver somniferum (opium poppy)
Lineage: Eukaryota; Viridiplantae; Streptophyta; Magnoliopsida; Ranunculales; Papaveraceae
Exons: 2
Coding region: 1-1710 (569 amino acids)
Biological process (GO): proteolysis
Molecular function (GO): aspartic-type endopeptidase activity
Source: RefSeq, a predicted model, not a curated record